CUGAGGAAGAUGAUGAGCCUGGUUCAGAUCUCCUCCAUGCUGCUGUGUUACCUCUGUCUGUCUGAGGGGAAGAUUUCAGAAUAUCAACUGGAGUCUGAGACCCUGAGUCAGUGUGAGUCUCUACGUGGUGGUAGUUCUGUCCGGCAACAAGACCAUGUCCCCCAGUGCUCAGAGGACGGGCGAUUCAGACACGUCCAGUGCAGCGGUGCUGGUGGUGAGUGCUGGUGUGUGAACGCAGAGGGAGCUGAGAUCUCUGGAUCCAGACAGAACGGAUCAGCUGUGUACUGUCUGACGUCCUGCCAGCUCCACAGACAGCAGGCCCUGCUGAGUGGUGAUGCCCCCCUGGUGCCCCAGUGCCAGGCCUCUGGGGAGUACCAGGCAGUGCAGUGUGACAGCGCCCGGGGACAGUGCUGGUGUGUAGACCUGGAAGGCAUGGAGCUCUACGGGACCCGGCAGAACGGAAAGCCCUCUCAGUGCCCAGGCAGCUGUGAGGUGAGGUCGAGGCGUCUCCUCCACGGCGUCGGGGAGCGCUCCCCCCCUCAGUGCUCGGCCGACGGCUCCUUCCUGUCCGUGCAGUGCAAGUUUGUCAACACCACUGACAGGAUGGUCUUGGACCUGCUGCACACGUUCAACAGGUUCCCUAAAGUAUUCCAGACGUUCAGCAGCUUCAGACAGAUGUUCCCAGAGGUGUCCAGUUACUGUUUCUGUGCUGACAGCAGAGGCAGGGAGCUCCCCAGCACAGGUGUGGAGCUGCUGCUAGAUGAGGUGUACGACACCGCCUUCUCAGGUCUGGACUCAGGCCGCUCCUUCUCGCAGACCAACAUGUACCGCAUCCUACAGAGGAGGUUCCUGGCCAUCCAGCUGGCGAUGAGUGGCAGGUUCAGAUGCCCCAGCCCUUGUGAGAGCGAGCGGUCCGCUGGUGCCCAAGCUGGCAAUGUGUUUGUGGCGUCCUGUGCUUCCGACGGGGGUUACGUGCCAACCCAGUGCCAGGCGGGUGGGCAGUGCUGGUGUGUCGACCCCAAAGGGAAGGAGAUCUUUGGGACACGACAACAUGGAGGACACCCUGACUGUGGGGCUGGAGUGAAGGACUGUACCUCUGAGCGUCGCCAGGCCCUCUCCAGGCUCCUCUCCAGCCCCUCAGGUCAGGUGCCAUCAGCCAAGAACUCACAGACACAACCAGUCCCAAGCCCCCUGUCUCCAUGCAGCCCCCAACUCCAACAGCUCCUGCUGGGGACUCUUGGAGAGUCCCUUUCCGAGCGAUCCGAUUUAGGAGACAUCCUGGCUGAGACGAUUCAGGGGAUGUUCCCUAGCGGGGCCAUGGCCCUCAAGGCCCUGUCUCUAGCCUCCAACCCCAAGAGACUCCAGGAGAACCUGUUCGGAGGGAAGUUCUUAGGAAACGCUGGGAUGUUUAACUUCACUGGGGCCGUCGGUGUCAGCGGCACGUUGACUUUCAGUCAAGCCAGUCUGACAAACAACCAAGAUCUGGUUCAACUCAUCAGCGCCACCCUGGAAAACGAAGACUUCCUCUCCACCUUACGCCAAACCAUCCUCUUAUCCAAAGCCGAGGACAGCACCCAGCUAGGUGAGCUGUUCAGGGUCUUGUUUGAGGGCGCCCAGUCCGGGGGUGCUGGUUGUGAGAGGGAGCCCUCUGCCCUGUACGUGCCCAGCUGUGAUGACAGCGGCCAGUAUCAGGAGAUCCAGUGCCAAGGCUCGGAGUGUUGGUGUGCUGACCCCCAGGGUCAGGAGGUCACGGGGUCACGCUUCAAUGGUCAAAGGCCAAGGUGUCCGUCACGAUGCGAGAGGGAGCGAGCGGCUGCUCAGAAGGUGAAGUCAGGCCAGGCUGCUGGGGUAGAGGUGUUCAUGCCGAAGUGUGCGGAGGACGGGAGCUACGUGGCGUUGCAGUGUCUGGGAAAGAGUUGCUUCUGUCUGGACCUCCUGGGGUCAGCUCCAGGCUCCUGUUCCCUGGCGGUGGCUGAGGUGGACCAAUUCCAGGAGGAGGCUGAGCGUCUGGCCCUCCUCUCCAACAGCUCCCACAUCCCCCUGGGCUACAGCUACCUGCUGGCUGAAGGUCUCCGUCUGACCUCUGACGAGCUACUCCACGCCCUCUCCUCCGACCAGACCACGCUGCUCUCUGAUAGGCUGCUGAGCCACUCACACUCUGCUCUACGACUUGCUGCCCACUCCACUCUGCGGUUCUAUUGGCAGAGCCAGCAGGCAGCAUCUGUGGAGGAGAGACAGUCUCUACUGCUGGGCUACCAGCCCUACAGGCCCCAGUGUGAUGCCCACAGACAGUGGCUGCCCACCCAGUGCCACCCCAGCACAGGUCAGUGUUGGUGUGUGGAUGAGGAAGGAGGAUACAUCCCAGCUUCCCUGACCAGUCGCUCCCUCCAGAGACCACAGUGCCAGACCCGGUGUCAGAGAGGUUAUGCUCAGGCUCUGCUCUCUGAUUGGACACAGUCCUCCUACGACCCAACUUGUGAAGUGAGUGGCCAGUUCUCUGUGCUCCAGAAGGGGUCUUCUGGUGGAGGUGGAGCCUGGUGUGUCAGUCCUGUUUCUGGGGAAACCAUCCAGCCUGCUACCCUGAGUCCCAGUGGAGACCUGACAUGUCCGAGCUGGUGUCUGUUGUUGACAGGCAGAGGUCAGUCUGUGGUGGGUUAUGAGCCUGAGUGUCAGCUGGAUGGAAGGCUGUUCUCCCCGCUGCAGUGUGACCAGACAGACUGCUGGUGUGUGUCUCAGACAGAUGGACAGGAGCUGCCUGGAACCAGGACGUCACGUGGCACCGGGAAGACUCCAGCCUGUGACAGUCCCCAGUGUCCCUCUCCGUUCUCUGACAUCCCCGUUACCUACGGUGACGUGGUCUGUCGCUCUGACGUGAUUGGUGGCCAGCAGAACUGUGACCUCAUCUGUCACCUGGGUUACGAAAGCACACUUCCUGUAAACAUGCAGUUACUGUGUGACGUGGAGACCAGAGCCUGGGUGACAGAGGCCCCACUUCCUCAAGCCUGCCAGAGACUUCAGGUGCUGCAGACCGUCCAGACCUCUGUGGUGCUCCAGCUCACCCUGCCUCCAGGCCAGGGACCCUGCAGCUCCUCCCUCCACUCCAGCCUGCAGACCUCUCUACUCCACGACAUGAGGGCCAAGGGUCUUUGCAGCCUGCAGCUGACGUCCAUCUCUGUGUCAGUGUGUGAUGAGUCGUCCGUCUCUGUAGAGUGUGUGAGUGAGGAAAGCGUCAGUGUUCAGGUCAGCUGGAGGGCUCUUCUCUCAGACCUUCCUGUCUCUGUUCUGCCUGACCUGCAUGACGUCGAUGUCGCGCUCAGUGAGGACAGGCUGUUGGAUGGGCUGCUAGGCCUGAUGGGUAGUGACCCCUACCGCUCCCUCUUGACCUCUGAACCCAGAGUCCUCUCUACCUCAGCACCCAACUUUGGCUGUUCCCCUGGAUACCAGCGUGUUGGAACAGGAUGUGUGGUGUGUCCUGCGGGUAUGUUUUCCAGUGGAGGUGUGUGUUCUCCCUGUCCUCAGGGUUCCUACCAAGACCAGGAGGGGUCAGACUUCUGUACAAUGUGUCCUAAAGGCACAUCCACUAACGGAGCUUCCACUGCCACACACUGUUUGACAGAGUGCCAGCGCAGUGGCCUGAGGUGUUCAGAGGGAGGGGACUUCCUGUCGGCCCAGCAGGACAUCCAGACCAGGAGGUGGCGCUGUGUCACAUCCAGCGGAGAACAGCUGGAGUGGACAACCACUGGCCAGCCUCUGUCUGAGGGAGAAUGUUCAGUUCUGGAGAGGUUUGAGACAGUUCCCAGAUCAGCGUUUUCUCUAGCAGCAGAAGACCAUGUGGUCCUCAGCUCAGAGACGUCAGACACGACCAUGGAGAAACAACUCAGGACGUGUGUGUCAGCUUGUGCCCAGGUCCAGACUUGUCUUUACGUCGUCCUUUACGCUGAAGAGGGACAAAGUCACUGUGAACUCUACAGCACCGACUCUGCUAACAUCCGAUGCCAAACCUCUGAGCAAACCAAAGGGUUCCUGGGAAAUGCAGGUGCUGAUAUGUUCCAGAACCUGAGCUGUUCUCUGAAGGUGAACGGGGCUGACAGACAGAACGUCACGGUCAUCAGGAAGAAAGGUCAUGAGUUCACCACUAAGGCCCAGAAGACCUUUGAAAGGUUGAGUUUCCGUAAGGCCAGUUCCGGUGUUUACCGUACCGUGGUGUUUGCAGCUGAAGGAACCACUCUGACCGACGUCCAUCGUUUCUGUCAGGACGAGUGUACCCAGAACACCUGCUGUGACGGCUUCAUCCUCAACCAGAACGUUCUCAGCGGAGGUACCAUUAUGUGUGGUCUGCUGAGCUACCCAGACAUGUUGCUAUGCAGUGAGGCAGACUGGGACGUGUCUGGCCUGGCCCAGGCGAACAGGAUCUGUGGGGCUGGAGUCACCUACAAUAAACUGAAGAAACAGUUCAUCUUUAACUUUGGAGGACAAGACUUCACCAUCACGGAUACAGCUCUGCCAACAUCAAGCAAGAACAAAACUGACUACCAGGCCACCAUUAUUGGGUUCCAAGGCAUUUACCUCUGGAAAGAGUCUGACAUGACCACUCGUCCCAAGACCUCCCCAGCCUGUAGCAGUGUCCUCCCACAACAAGCCCCCGGAGUGGUUCUGUCGGAUGCAGUGAAGGAGAUGUUUGUGGCCCUGGGCAGCAGUGCUGUUGUUGUGGACUCUGAACGGGACAUCCCCAGUCUGCAGUACUGGAUCUUUAAACAUCAGUUCUCUGCACAGGAGGCUCAGCUGUGGUGUCUGAAACGCUGUGAGGAGGAGGAGCUGUGCCACUUGGCUGAUGUGAGAGAUGAGAGCUCAGUGUACUUCACCUGCGCCCUGUACCCAGACACCCAGGUGUGUGGGGCCUACGACAAACCCCUGAGACAGGCCUGCAGCCCUGUGCUCCCCCAGCAACCCCACACAGCUCACACCAAGAAGGUUGAUCUGACUGGAAGUGUGGAGAGUUUUUACAGCCGUGUUCCCUUUAAGAAGAUGGUGUCUUAUUCCGUCCGUAGCCGUGUCAACCUGAGUGCCAAGCCUAUCACUGAGGGGUUCCGUGAGUGUGAACGGAGAUGUGAUGAAGACCCGUGUUGCCGUGGAAUCGGAUACGUCAGGGACACACAGUCACCUGGGUCAGACGUUCUCUGCCUGACUCUGAACAGCUUUGGUAUCCAGACGUGUGGUGAAGGAGAACGGACAACCUGGAGAGUCCAGGACUGCACCCCCUCCAAAGUAGAAUCCGGAGUGUAUCCUCUUGGCUGGUACGAGAAACCAGUGAACCAGUGGACUACAUCACCACGCUUGUGCCCCAGUUUCCAACUACGUGUUCCUUCAGAGAAUGUGAGUUUGAGUGAGUGGAAACUCCUGGAUGUGUCCUCUACUCUGGUGGAUCCGUCCGUCUCCACGUUUGAUAUUAUUCACAUCAGUAGAGACAUCGCUGAGGACCUGGACAGGACCAGAGACUGGUGUCUGUCUGCCUGUGAGGAGGCUGAGUCCUGUGUUGUGGUGUCAGUGGGGCGGACCGACUCGGCUGUCCGCUGUGUCCUCUACCCAGACACCCUGGCCUGUGGCCCCUCCUCUACCACCCCCGGAGGUCAGGACUGUCGGCUGGUCAUCAGAGAGUCAGCUCUCCAGGUCUACCUCCACAAAGAACCCAAGGCGGCGUUGACGUCAGUGUUUAUCCCGGCUCACGGAACGCUCCAGGGAGAGGCCGUGACAACGCUGCUCGGGUCAGACAGGAAGACAGUCAGACAGUUCUUGGGAGUUCCGUACGCUCGUCCUCCUAUCAGAGCCCUCCGUUUCGUCCCCCCACAGCCUGCUGAAUGGAGUGGGACAUGGAACGCCACGAUUACCAGACCCAGUUGUCUGCAGCCUGGAGCUGUGGAGUCAUCAGCCAGCAGUGAGGACUGUCUGUAUCUCAACAUCUUCGUCCCCAGCGGCAUCAGAGGGAGUGCAGCGGUCCUGGUGUUCUUCCAUAACCCGUCUGGAGCAGCCAGCGAUGACACAGCAUCUCUACUGGACGGCUCCUACCUGGCUGCCGUCGGCAACAUCGUCGUGGUUACCGUCAACACCAGGGUUGCAGCGUUCGGAUUCCUCAGCACAGGCUCCACAGUCCUGCCAGGUAACGCCGGCUUCCAGGACCAGGUCGCCGCUCUGAAGUGGGUCCAGGAGAACAUGGAGGCGUUCGGAGGUGACCCCAGGCUGGUGACGGUGGGGGCAGAGCGGAGUGGAGCCGACGUGGCCAGCCUACAUCUGACCUCCCCCUCCUCGCGUGGUCUCUUCGACAGGAUGCUGCUCAUGGGUGGUUCUGUGUUCUCCCCUGCCUCAGUGCUGAGUGUAUCUAAAGCCCAGGGGCAGGCUGAGGCUCUGGCCCGGGAGCUGGGCUGUUCCUCCUCCUCUGACCCGGAACAGCUGGGCUCCUGCCUGAGAGCAGCUCCAGCACAGGACCUCAACGCUGCCCAGACCAAGCUGCUGUCAGUCAGCGGGCCCCUGCAGGCUUGGGGUCCAGUGGUGGACGGGGUCUCUGUCCAGGGGAACCCCUCCAAGGCCCUGAUGAAUGCAGGCUUCCACAGAGCUGACCUCCUGCUGGGCUCCUCCGCAGAGGAUGGACUCAUCAGCAGGGCCAAGAGGAUCAAGAACUUUGAGGAGCUCCAGGGGCGAGCUGACAGUAAAACAGCAUUCUACGAAGCCCUGUCCAACUCUCUGGGUGGAGACGAAGCCAAUGCGUUUGUCAAGGCUGCAGCUAUCUGGUUCUACUCCAUGCAGCACUCUCCCUCUCCAGCUGGCUACAAUCUCUUCUCUCAGGCUCUUAACAGUGCAACCAGAGAUCUCUUCAUUGUGUGUCCCACCAUAAAGAUGGCCAACUUCUGGGCAGCUAACACCAGAUCCAAUGUGUUCAUGUACCACCUGCCUGAGGACACCGCCCAGACCAGUGUUGACCUGUCAGUACCCCUGGAUGUCCACUAUGCCUUUGGCCUCCCCCACAGCCCCCUGACCUACGACCUGUUCACCAACACAGAGAGACGCCUCUCCCUACAGAUGAUGACCUACAUGGCCAACUUCAUCAAGUCCGGAAAUCCCAACCAGGCUCACAGUGUGUCCCGCGUGGCCUUCAGCGAGGCGGCGCUGCCCCUCUGGCAUGCCUUCCAGUCUCACCCUGAGGGGGACAGCUAUAUGGAGGUGGAGCCAGGCCUCAGCAACCACAGGGGCCUCCGCAGGGCCCAGUGCUCCUUCUGGGCCGACUAUGUCCCCUCUCUGACCGCCUCCACUGGCAAACUGUCAUCUGCUGUGUUGGAAGGGGAAUCUGCUGGUUUGGGGGCUGGAACUCCAACACCAGAAACCAAGUUUUUUGUUGAUUUCUUGACAACUGUCACCCAGAGCAAACCCAAGUCAGAGAAGGAUGCUUAUAAUUAGAAAGAACAUCCACACAACGUAUCGUCUAAUCUACAUUUAGGGUUUAUCACUCACACACAGUGAGAAAUUACAUGUUGUUUCAGCUGCCAAAGGAGUCGGUAAAUGAAGUGGUGUCAUUUAACUGCCUGUUAGUUUCCAUACAAAUGAA
Molecule: messenger RNA, 7594 nt
Organism: Oncorhynchus masou masou (cherry salmon)
Lineage: Eukaryota; Metazoa; Chordata; Actinopteri; Salmoniformes; Salmonidae
Product: thyroglobulin-like
Exons: 50
Coding region: 10-7446 (2478 amino acids)
Biological process (GO): thyroid hormone generation
Source: RefSeq, a predicted model, not a curated record